Molecule: messenger RNA, 1038 nt
Organism: Amaranthus tricolor (Joseph's coat)
Lineage: Eukaryota; Viridiplantae; Streptophyta; Magnoliopsida; Caryophyllales; Amaranthaceae
Exons: 6
Coding region: 1-1038 (345 amino acids)
Source: RefSeq, a predicted model, not a curated record
AUGCAACAUAGCGGCAGCACCGGUGUGCAGAGGGAGGCUGAAACUCCGGCGUGCAGGCGGCAGACGUUCUGGUAUGCAGGCCGCAAUCGCUGCGGUAUGGCGUGCGGGAAUACGGUUUGUGAGGUAAUCGGGUUUGUGAGGGGAAUGUAUUCGUGGGUUUCUGAAUUGGGAGGGAAAUGGGUACGGAUUGUGAAGAGCUCUACCUAUUUUCAUGCAGUCAUAAAGGAGUUGCAAGCAAGUAACGGUAUCUUUGAGCUAAAGAACAGUUACGGUGAGGUUGUAACAAAACAAACAGAAGAGAUUCAAAGGUUCUAUAGAGGCCUCCAAGGAGCCCCCUCUAGAGUGUCUAUUGGGAUCAACGAAGUGAAGAUUAAAGAUGCUCUAUUUGGCAUAAACGACAAUAAAUAUCCUGGAAUCGAUGGGUUCAAUGCUUACUUGAUCAAGAGAAUAUGGGAGACUUUAGAAGGUAUCGUGAAGCUGGUGGACCUAGCCCAAUCCUGUUUUACCUCGAGGAGAAAAAUCUCAGAUAGUGUUUUGCUAACUAGAGAACUGAUCAGAGGGUACACGUGCCAGUACAAUAGCCCUAGAUGCAUGAUCAAAGUAGACAUCAGUAAAGCUUAUGACUCUGUGGAUUGGUUCUUCUUGCGAAGCAUUAUGGAGGAGUUGGAUUUUUCGGAGAAGUUUGUGAAUUGGGUUUUAACUUGUGUUACGACAGUAUCCUUUUCGGUGUUGGAGUAUGGUACAUCGCUUAAACCUUUCAAGACUACUAAGAGGCUUAGAGAUGGAGAUCCCCUAUCUUCCUAUCUAUUUAAAUUGUCAUACUCUAACUCUUUGGUUAUCUUGAUGCGCAAUUUCCAUAGCUUCUCGAGGGCCUCGGGAUUAGAGGUUAAUGAAGUCAAGAGUAGUGUUUACAUUUCUAGGGUGGCUUCUACUAUUAAGUGUGACGUGAUGGAGUUCUUUGGUAUGCUUGAAGGUAGUUUUACGUUAUCCCCCUUCACUCAAAGAAGCUCAACAUCCAUAAUUGCAAGCCUCUGGUAG